Molecule: messenger RNA, 1919 nt
Organism: Pogona vitticeps (central bearded dragon)
Lineage: Eukaryota; Metazoa; Chordata; Lepidosauria; Squamata; Agamidae
Source: RefSeq, a predicted model, not a curated record
AUGGAUCACUUAGGGGCGCACCACCUCCACCAGAGCCACGCGGAGCCCAUCAGCUUCGGCAUCGACCAGAUCCUCAAUAACCCGGACCAAGGCAGCUGCAUGAUCUCCAACGCGCGGCUGCAGGACGCGGCGGUGGACUACGGCCUGGGAGGAUGCGUGGUGAGCAGCGCUUACAACACCAUGGCCGGCCACUACGGCACGGCCACCGGAGGCGGCGGCGGCGGCGGCGGCGGCGGCGGCUCCUCCUCAGCUGCGGGUUACAACAACGGCGGGGCUUGCAGCAUGGCUUCGCUAGCGGGCUCUUACAACAUGAACCUCGGGGUCGGGGCCAUGAACGGAAAUAACCUCAAUUCGGCCGGGGGCGUGAUCCGGGUCCCGGCGCACCGACCGCUGGCCGGAACUGUCCACCAGCCUCUCUCCACCGCCCUGCCCACCGUGCCCUCCGUGAACAACCUCACGGGGCUGACUUUUCCCUGGAUGGAGAGCAACAGGCGGUACACGAAGGACAGGUUCACAGCCUGUUGCAGAUUCACCUUCAGCAUUCUUAGCUCCCUGGGGGUGGAGGUGCAAGAACCAAGAACUGCCCACAAUCUGAAAUAUCGCUGGACAACAUUGUUGGAUGUUGUAGUACAAAACAAAAGGAAUGAUUUCACUACAGAUGGUACUUUUGUAUUUAAUGAGCUUCCACCCCUGCGGCAAACUGCAGAGGAGCGGGAAGCGGAGAGGCAGCAAGCCAAUCGCAUCCUCAUGCAGCUCCAGCAAGAGGCCUUUCAGAAAACCAUCAACCAGCCCAUCCAAGCAGACCCCAUCUGCGUCCAUAACUCUUCCCUCUUUGCUCUCCAGAACCUCCAGCCAUGGUCAGAUGACUCUUCUAAGAUUACCAGCGUGACUUCUGUAGCUUCUGCCUGUGAGUGAAGCCUGGAUUUUUGCCUAUGCAUGGACUGUUGUGUUACAAAAUGGCUGGCCUUCUUCAACACCAUUGGUGGAAGAUAGAAUUGCCUAUAAAGGGGAUGAACCAGCAACCAGAUGAUGCCGAGGGCGAAUGAAUGCUCUCUUGGUGAACAAAAUGCCCACACAGUGACUUGUUGGAGUACUUUAAUUAAGGCCAUCACUUUCACCUCUUUGUCAUCAUCCUCAUUAUCAUCUUCUUCUCUGAACUUGUAACAGGUUAUGAACAUCCAAGCAGGGUUCUUUUAAGACUCUUUUAGGAAUAAAGUAACCCUGUUGUUGUGUUUCAGAUGUUUCCAAGAUGCAAAAUCAUAAAUAUACUAUACGUACAUGUUUUAGACUGAUAAUUUUAAAGUAAAAUAACUAACUAACUGCAGUCUAACAGAAGAGUUGGAAAUAACAGUUCUUAAAUCUCCAGCUGGAGGCCUUUGAAGAAAACACAUUUAGAUCCUUCCAACAAACAAAAACUUGCCAACUUUUUUAAAAACACAUUUUUCAGAGAUGAAAUUCUUUGGACCUCUCAUCUUUUUGUUUUUUGUUUUAAAUUCAUUUUCUCUCUGCUGAAGGAAUGAAACCAGAAUUAUUGUUGAAUGUAAACAUCACAUUGCAAACCACUGUGUGAGAAAUCUAAGAUCAGUUUCUCUGGCUACCACAGACUCUGCAUCGAUCAACUUAUAUUUUAAUAACUCUGAGGCAUCUGUGGCAUUUUUGCAGCAGUAAUGCAGUUUCACUUGAUGGAUUAUUUUGGUAUUGUUUAUGAUAUUGUUCAAUAUUUUAUUUACUCUUGCUUGAGAAGUCAGCUUUGUAAUGGGAGGGGGCAUCUCUCGCCUUCAAUUUCCUGACCAGCAAUUCCAUAACGUUAUUUUCAUUGCAUUGAGGAAAAGCUUGUGAUUAAUUUAAGUACCUCCUAUAACAAACUCCAAGAAUAUAUAAAGAUAUCUACAAUAUAUAGUUUCCAUUUACUUUUUAAC